AUGAGUGUGGAUCAUGGCGUGACAGUAGCAAUCAUCGGAGAAACAGGCAUUGGCUGGUUUGACGUUGCCAAAGCAGGUCUGCUGGAAGUGAACGGCAUAAUAUGGACAGCAGGUACACAGGAGAUAUACCGUGGCCACGUUGCCACGGUUACACAAGAUUGUCCGCUAUUUGCGAGGACUGUAAAAGAAAAUCUAUGCUACGGAGCCAAAACAAUUACUACUGGUACGUUCAGUACGGAGCUCAUUUCUGAAUCUGCCAUGAGGGAGGCUAUGUCGCUGGCCUGUUUAGACAAUUGGAUUGAAAGUUUGCCUGAUGGUCUAGAUACCGUGUUAACUGACGGUGAUCGGCAGGUUUCCGGUGGCCAAAAGUAA
Sphaeroforma arctica JP610 is the source of this 372-nucleotide messenger RNA. RefSeq lists its product as hypothetical. The record is from RefSeq and is a predicted model, not a curated record. Bases 1 to 372 code for a protein of 123 amino acids. Lineage: Eukaryota; Ichthyosporea; Ichthyophonida. Gene Ontology annotation, biological process: transmembrane transport. Gene Ontology annotation, molecular function: ATPase-coupled lipid transmembrane transporter activity. The transcript is spliced from 2 exons.